AUGAGCAAGGUCCUAAAGCAAACAUUAGCAGAAGAAGCAACUACACAAGUCAAAGAUAGAAGAUACCAGAGACGUGACUUUACAAGUACUAACACUAGUGAUUCAUCACAUAAAGAAGGAAAGGGAGAAUUUGUGAAUGAAGCGAAUGCUAAUGCUAAUUACAGGCGAAAGCUAGCAGAGGAGUCACUCAGAACUGGUACAUAUGCAAAGCUUGGUUGGACACAAGGAUCGUUUUUGCCGUCCCGUCUUCAUUCUUCCUCAAGAAACAUAGGUCAACUGGUCAAGGUUAAGAUAAUGAAAAGGCAAGGUGAAUGGCAAGGCGUCCACAUCCCUAGCAGAAUUAGGUCAAUUAUUUGCCUAAACUUGCCUAGCUUUUCUGGUGGACUGAAUCCUUGGGGAAAACCAAAUAGCAGAAGACGCCGGGAUAGGGACUUGACUCCACCAUUUGUUGAUGAUGGCCUUAUUGAGGUUGUUGGCUUCAAAGAUGCUUGGCAUGGAAUGGUUCUUCUCGCUCCAAACGGUCAUGGGACACGUAUUGCACAGGCACAUGGAAUCCGAUUCGAGUUUCACAAGGGUGCAGCUGACCAUACAUUCAUGAGGAUUGAUGGGGAACCAUGGAAGCAACCUCUCCCUGUAGAUGACGACACCGUUGUGAUAGAAAUAUCUCAUCUUGGCCAAGUUAAGAUGCUUGCUACCCAUGGUUGCAUAUCCAAAGGUGUUGAUGACCCUUCAAGUCAUGGAAAUCAUGAUGCUGAUGCCGAUGACGAUAGUGAUGAAGAAGAUUCAGUUAGAGAUGAGCAGAGAAAGUAUGGAGCAGCAGACACUUUCAAAAUUCCUGUUGACAUUGAUAUUUCUCGCCUCAGUUAAUUCUGUAAUCCAUGUUUGUUAAAAAUUUGCUUCUACAACCUCCAUAUUAAGCUAGAGUGGGGUAUGAUGGCAUUGAUAUUUCAGUAUUUGCAUAGAGAAUUACUUCUUGGUAUAUGGUUCAAGAGACCCUUGAAGACUCUCUUCAUGAACAUGUAAACUUUAUAUAGGCAAGGUUUGAGCCUAACUAUGUUUGGAUUGUUGUUUCCUAAGGUUUUAUAAUGUACCAUUUUGUUUUGUA
This is a messenger RNA of Lycium barbarum (goji berry), 1105 nucleotides long. Its product is annotated as diacylglycerol kinase 5-like. The coding region runs from base 1 to 867 and encodes 288 amino acids. Lineage: Eukaryota; Viridiplantae; Streptophyta; Magnoliopsida; Solanales; Solanaceae. The transcript has 6 exons. Gene Ontology annotation, molecular function: ATP-dependent diacylglycerol kinase activity. The record is from RefSeq and is a predicted model, not a curated record.